Messenger RNA from Poecilia reticulata (guppy), 868 nucleotides. Its product is annotated as growth-regulated alpha protein-like. Lineage: Eukaryota; Metazoa; Chordata; Actinopteri; Cyprinodontiformes; Poeciliidae. Gene Ontology annotation, biological process: immune response. The record is from RefSeq and is a predicted model, not a curated record. Gene Ontology annotation, molecular function: chemokine activity. Gene Ontology annotation, cellular component: extracellular region.
CUCCAAAACGGAGCUCAGUGCAAACGUUCGUCUUGUCUCCAGCAUGGCGCUUAAUCUUCAGGCUGUCUGUCAGCUCGCUCUCCUGAGCCUCUGCUGUCUACUCACUGCAGUGCGAGAGGCAGACGGCACAUACGUCCCCGGAAGAUGUUUGUGUCCAGAGACUACAAAGCGGGUCAGGGGGCAACUAACAGACCUUAAGAUUUACCCUACAAGUGCCACCUGCAGCAACAUUACAGUCAUAGUGACGCUGAAGAGUAACAACUCAAAUGUUUGCAUAAAUCCCGAAGCACCAAUGGGGAAACAGCUGAUCCGAUGCUGGGAAAGAACUCAGAAGUUGGGCAGUGACAUGAAGGUGUGCCUGCGAAGGAGGAGACGGCGAGGCGGGCGCCGGCCGAAGCCCCAGCAGAAGGCAAGGAGGCACACCAGAAGAACAUCAUCCUCACAAUAAAAAUUGUUCAGCAGUUCGCAAACAGCGUAAAGCUACUGUGUGGAGCGAAGAGUGUACGGACUGAUGGUUGCUGCAUUGGGGCUGUUUUUUGUGACUGCAGUACAACAGUGCCUGUUUUAAACACUUUUUUUUUUUAAAUCUGUUAUAGUAAAGCUCAUCAAUGUGCUCCCUUUAGUUUUUAUCUAAGCUGAAAAUCUGUAUUAGUUGGCAGCAGGGGGCUUUGCCCCCCCAAACCCCCCAAGAAGACUGAUUUUAUUUCUACGAACAAAGUGACAGGUUUCACUUUGAAGCAUUAAAAAAUAGUCAAGGGACUGUUUAUGUGUACCUACAAUCAGCUGGGAAAAUUUUUCCAUGUAUUUAUUUUUAUAUAUAUAUAUUAACUUUUUUAAGUUGUUUUAUAAAUAAAUAUAAAAGAACAGA